AUGUAGUUAACAAAUUCAAUACAUUCAAUAUAAGAAAUAGAAUACUUGGAGAAUCAGGUUUAUCCAAAGUUGCAUACAGCUUUAGUGCAAUUGAUAGAUCAUGUAGUGAAGACAGAGGAGGUAAGAAAACACUAAGAAAGAUUAAAGAAAAUAAAGAUAUUUGAUAGAAUAGAAUAAAAGAGAGUAGAAAAAUAAAGGUUGAAAAAUGAAUUAGGAUCCGCAUAUGAAUCAUCAUCAGAGGGUUCUGUAGAAAAUGAUGAUUUUUAAGCUUUGAGUUAAUAGUAAAUAUAAAAUAAUGAUGAAUAAAUAUUUCCAUUAAACAAUGAAAUUUAAGGUCAAACAAUAAUAUCAAUAGAUGAUUUAAGUCCUUAGGAGAUGAAAAAAGAAAUAAAUCUAGCAUUAAAUUAGAUUCAAGAAGAUUAAGAGGAUGAGGAAGCACUUGAUAAAUAAGAAUUAUAAAAUUUGAAAUAACAGAUGAAAUAAUAAAGAGAAGCUUUAGAAUUUAAUCCAUUGAUUUAUUUAUCAAAUUUAUUAAGAGAAUUAGAGAAAUGA
This is a messenger RNA of Paramecium sonneborni, 552 nucleotides long. NCBI's taxonomy places the organism in Eukaryota, Ciliophora, Oligohymenophorea, Peniculida, Parameciidae. The record is from the annotation of a GenBank genome assembly.